AUGGCGGACGAUUUGGAUGCAGAGCUCCUGGCCCUGGCCGGUGACUCUGAGGAGGAACAUUCGCCUCCCCUCCAGAAAGAUGACUCUCCAGAGCCUUCUCCUUCUCCUCGCUCACCAGACCGUGAUCAAUCACCUGAAACAAUGGGGCGCAAAGGAACUGCGAAGGCUUCACGCCGAGGAAAGAAGCCUGUGAGGGACGAAGAGGACGGUGAAGUAUCCGAAGCCGAGUCCCAUGACUCCCUCCAAUCUGCACCCAUGUCCGAGUCCGACUCUGAAGCUGGAGAAGCCACCGACGACGAGGACCGUCCCAUCUUCCCUUACGACAAGCUUUACUAUUCUGCAAAGGAAAAGCAAGAGAUUAUGGCCAUGCCUGAAAUUCAACGUGAAGAGUUGCUCUCGGAGCGUGCUCAGCAGGUCGAUCGCCACAACCAAGAUCUGGCUCUGCGCCGUCUUCUAGCCUCUCGCGAGCGCGAAGAAGCGCGUGCUGCCGCCAAGCAGGCCAAGCGUAAAGCGGGAGCCGCCGGCCUCGAUGAUACCCAGCGCAAGAGUUCUCGACAGAAGACCACCCUGGGCGGCCGCAAAGUGGGAGAAGCCUCAGACGCCAUCGAAGCCUACAAACGCCAGCGUGAGCAGAAGGGCAAGCGUGAUGAACAACGUCGCCGAGAUACUACACAGUCGCGCCGUCGCUCUCGCUCUCGCGGCUCUGAUAUCUCAGACGAAGACGCUGAGCUUGAGAGUGACCUUGAGCUGGAAGACCGCCGACGACCCCCCGCCGAGCUGCGUGACGUUCAGCGCGCUCGCGUCGGCCGCAGCAACUUUGCUCAGGUUUGCUUCUACCCUGGAUUUGAGGAAGCCAUCACCGGCUGCUAUGCUCGUGUCAACAUCGGCCCCAACCACGAGACUGGCGUGAACGAGUACCGCCUUUGUUUGAUCCAGGGCUUUAACACCGGAAAGCCCUACGCCAUGGAGGCCAAGAAUGGCCGUCCCUUCAUCACUGACCAGUAUGCCAAGCUGGCCCACGGCAAGGCUGUGCGAGAUUUCCCCUUCAUUGCUUGCUCCGACUCUCCAUUCACUGAGGCCGAAUACAACCGUUACCGUAAGACCCUGGCAGUUGAGGACUGCAAGAUGGCCACACAGAGCAAGCUGGCAUCUAAGGUUGCAGACAUCAACCGUCUCAUCAACCACGUCUUCACCCCCGAGGAGAUGACCCGGAAGUUGCGCAGACAAGGUGUCCUGGACGAGGACACGAACAUCCUCCGACGUGCUGAUCUUGAGCGCGAUAUCAAGCUCGCCCGCGCCAGCGGCGACGAGGAGAAAGCCGAGACGCUGCAAAAGGAGCUGAAUGAUAUCGUGAACCCCAAGCUAUCCUGGGGCACAUCCCUUAUCAAGACACAAGCAGGCUCCGAGAAGAAGCUCUCCGAAGCCGAACGUGUCCACCAGAUCAACCUCCGGAACCAAAAACUGAACUACGAGAACGUCCGCCGUGCUCAGCUUGAAGAGCGGAAGGCUGCUCGCAAGAGUGCCGCCGCCGUCGCUCGCGGAGAGGCCGCCCCGGAUCCCUUCAUGCGUGUUCGCACCGUUGCCAAGACGCAUCACGAUCUCUCCGAUAAGCCCAAGGAUGCCAGCCCUACAGAGGGCACCCCUACCGACACCCCCAAGGAGUCACCCAAGGUUGCUACUGAUGGCCCCGCCCGAGCUGUAACCUCUGGUGUCACGCCUAAGAAGCCCAAGAGCGGUUUCAUGAUCAGCUACCGCAACACAGAUGACGAGAACAUUGCUGCCCUGGAUUUGGAUAUCGAUAUCGAGAUCUAG
This is a messenger RNA of Penicillium daleae, 1812 nucleotides long. Its product is annotated as RNA polymerase-associated protein. The record is from RefSeq and is a predicted model, not a curated record. The coding region runs from base 1 to 1812 and encodes 603 amino acids. Lineage: Eukaryota; Fungi; Ascomycota; Eurotiomycetes; Eurotiales; Aspergillaceae. The transcript has 4 exons. Gene Ontology annotation, molecular function: RNA polymerase II C-terminal domain phosphoserine binding; DNA binding. Gene Ontology annotation, cellular component: Cdc73/Paf1 complex.